Messenger RNA from Exaiptasia diaphana, 1392 nucleotides. RefSeq lists its product as uncharacterized. The coding region runs from base 114 to 965 and encodes 283 amino acids. The record is from RefSeq and is a predicted model, not a curated record. The transcript has 6 exons. NCBI's taxonomy places the organism in Eukaryota, Metazoa, Cnidaria, Anthozoa, Actiniaria, Aiptasiidae.
CAUAUAGUUAUAACCCUGCUCAGUCUGCUGUGAUUCCAACUGCCAAGCAGAGCUGGUCAGUUAUAGUUUUGUUUUUCCGGUUCAAGAUAAACGUCUUUCAAGGGUCCUUUAGAAUGAAUUUCGCUGGGAUUCUUGUGGCUCUAAUGCUAGUACCUUUAUGCAGCGGCGGAAUCUGUGAUGAAGGUCCGCCCGGUAAAUUCUGUGAACCCAACCUUACUGGCUACCAUGACUGCGUUUACAACCCMAAAACAGGAAAAGUGGAGGAUCAUGUUUAUGAAUGUCCGCCAAAGACAAGGUGUACAUGUAUGGGUAUACCAUGCCAGACCAGCAACCCUUGCGGUAACUACACUUUACCACCAGUAUGGCCUCAAGAUUAUACGGCUGACUUCAAUACCAUCGAUAAAAUCUGCUCUCCAGCUGGCUGUCACACAACGUACAGCCGUUUUGCAAUGUGGCGUGACACAGUGAACCGGAAAUACAGACAAGACAACACGAUUGCCCCACACGACCCUGCUUAUGAGUAUUUUAUUGUUCUAGCGAAUAAGCAGUCAACGUAUGAUUUGUACCAUGUGAUUCCAUCCGCUACACGCUGCACAAAGUCCAUCAUUUCCACGUUUCCUAAAAAGAUAACCGACAUCGGUACAUUCUUCAAGUACGACGGCACCGAAGAAGUYACUGGUAUCAUCACCAAAAGAUGGCUCUGGAAAUCCGGGGGAAGAAACAGUGGUAUACCAAUCAAUACAUACAUAUGGAACAGCUACAGCGGGAAACCACUGCAGUUUCGUAUGGAGCUGCCAGGAAGCCAGAUGUCCAAAACAAGCAGGAAUUUCCAGGCUUAUGCAGGAACCUUUGUUCCUGGAACUCCUGACCAGGAAGUGUUUGUUUUACCAAAUUAUUGUGAAGGAGGCCAACAGCAAUUUGAUGUGGGCGAGUUUGAAGAGUUCCAGUUCUUUAAACCAGAAUAAACAAAAUCCAAACACUCACAUAAAGGCUGCUACCUUAAACACUAGUCAGAUUGUAAGGUCCAGAUCAUAUAAAUCGAUGUGUUCAGUAACUAAGUUUAUAAUAUAAUGGCUGCUAUUUUGAACACUAGUCAGUUCGUAAGGUCCAGAUCAUAUAAAUCGAUGUGUUCACUAAGUUUAUAAUAUAAUGGCUGCUAUUUUGAACACUAGUUAGUUCGUAAGGUCCAGAUCAUAUAAAUCGAUGUGUUCACUAAGUUUAUAAUAUAAUCGCUGCUACCUUAAACACUAGUUAGUUCGUAAGGUCCAGAUCAUAUGAUGUAUUUAGUAAGUUUAUAAUGUUCCUGCUUAUAUGCAACAUGUCAAUGUUUUCUUGCUUUGGAUAAUGYAUGCAAUUUAUAAUAAACYCAAUGCCUCGUUCGCUGUAUUUUAA